Oppia nitens is the source of this 791-nucleotide messenger RNA. RefSeq lists its product as uncharacterized. Lineage: Eukaryota; Metazoa; Arthropoda; Arachnida; Sarcoptiformes; Oppiidae. Bases 51 to 731 code for a protein of 226 amino acids. The record is from RefSeq and is a predicted model, not a curated record. The transcript is spliced from 3 exons.
AAUAUUUUGAUAACUAUAACUACAAAAUCAAAUUUAAUAAAAAUUGAAAAAUGAAUAGUUUAGUUAAUGAUUCUGUCGAAUCUAUAGCCGAAAAUCUAUGGCCAGAACCACAACAAUAUCCCGAACUGAGACCGCAAUUCGUGUCCAAAUCAAACGAUCAAUUGAUUCAAAGUAUUGAAUCGGAUAUUGAAAAUAAAUGCCAACUGAUUGACGAAAAAAUUCAGACAUUCAAACGGGAAGGACUCGAGUUUAUGGCCAAACGGUACUCGAAAUUCGGUAAUUAUGAACACCUGACCAAUGACCUGGUGAUGGCCGAUAUCGGUAGAGUAUCGGAUCAAAUUCAACAUGAUAGAUUAGUACGUAUAUGGGCCCAGUGGACACAUUAUUUAAAUAAAUACUACUGCAUAAUCGUGGUUAGCCAUAGAAUGUUUACUAUAGAACAGUUGGUCCAGAGUUCGGAUCCCAGGGAAUUGACUGAAAAAUUUUUGCUAAACCGCAACAAAGUUAUGGAAACAUAUGAAAAGUGGAUCCAAAAUGAUAGACAACUCGAAAGAUGGGAAUUUUGGCUAAGAAAUGAUGAAAUGAUUCUCAAAGAUUUGAAAAUCGAUUAUUCAAUUGUCGACAAAACUUUGGCUAAUUUGACGCCAGAAUCCAUAAAAGUAAAAACAUUACAAUAUCUUGUCUACGAAACUGAGAUUUACAGACGUAGUGUUGAAAAUGUUAUUUUUUAAUCCAAAAAAAUAAUAAAUUAAAAUAAAUAAAUAAAAAAUAAAAUAUCAAACCUUUAUUCA